AGUUGCAAGAAGCGAGUUCAGUCUUCCAGAUGUCUGUAUCCAAAGCAUUACAGUUUAUGGAUAAAAAAGAUCUUGAGUGUGCCAUCUGUCUCAGCAGGUUUGAACAACCAAAGACACUGGAAUGCAUGCACACCUAUUGUCUACAGUGUAUCCAGAAAUGGGUGGAAAUGCAUGGAAAGAUGGAAUGCCCAACGUGUGGCCAAGAACAUGAUUUAACAAAGGAAGAUUUAAAAAAGCUGGCUUCAAAUACAAUGAUCAGUCAACUACUAGAGUAUGUAAUAAAAACCGAGGAUCAAACACCAACUAAAUGCUCAUUCUGUGACAAUCAACCAGCAUAUCACUGCUCGACAUGUCAACACUAUCUAUGUGGAGGUCAGUGCAUCAAACAACACAAGAUGGUACAAUUUACUAGAGAUCAUCCACUCUACACACUAGACUUGAAGGAACAAGAUGACCAACCAAUCAAUUGCCAAGUUCACUGCAAAUCGCAUCUGGAAUUUUACUGCUCCGAUUGCAAAAAAUCAGCAUGUAAGCAAUGUGAACACAUCCUUACCUGUUAUCAGGAACAGCAUAAAGUGAUUCCAAUGUCAAUGUCUGUGGACGAUUUCAACAACGAUACCAGUGAAUUUAUCAAAUUAGCACAUGGAAUUCAAAAUAAAUUAUCAGAAAAACUAGAAUUUAUAGCUAAAAAUAAAUCAGUGUUAAAAUCACAACUAAAAUUAAGUAGAACAGCCAUUGAAAUUCAGGAAAAUAAACUUAUUAAGAAAGUUAAAGAGAAAAGCAAAGAAUUAAUUUUAGAUCUUGAAAAGAGAUACAAAGAAAAGGAAGAUGACAUUGAUUGCAAAUUUAAAGAUAUUGAUUCAAAGAAAACUCAAGUGAAUAAUUUAAUGACCACAGUCACUAAAAUGAACACACCAGAACAACGAGAGACUUUUGGAUCGCAUAAGACAACUAUCAACGCUGUAAAAGACAAGGUCCUAAACGCUGAUUUUGAUAAAUCAUUUCUUAAAAUAAAUAUUACACCAAAUUUCAUUCCAUGCACACACUUGGAUGAGUUACUGAAUAAUGAAGGCAUCGGUAAAAUCACAACUGUUGAUAUGACGUACGAGGUUGCAGGUGAGGAUAGAGCAAUUACUGUCACAAAGGGACAACCGUUUUCGGUGAAAGUAUCAAAUCUAUCAGCGAGUAAUGCAUGUCAGUUAGAUGCAACAUUAAUAAACUCAUCAGGUGAAGAAUCGGCAACCGAGGUCGAAUAUAAUAGAAAUGGAGAUUAUAAAGUAAAAGGUAGAUGCAAUGGGGAAGGUGAUUGGCAAAUGCAAAUCACUACUUGAGCUGCACACGUCAAAGGAU
Molecule: messenger RNA, 1350 nt
Organism: Anneissia japonica
Lineage: Eukaryota; Metazoa; Echinodermata; Crinoidea; Comatulida; Comatulidae
Product: tripartite motif-containing protein 2-like
Exons: 2
Coding region: 30-1331 (433 amino acids)
Molecular function (GO): zinc ion binding
Source: RefSeq, a predicted model, not a curated record